GUGGCUGUUUUGUAAAUAAACAAACAAAAAACAACACGCAACGUCAACACCAUCGACGGCAGCGACGCCACCUGUCUGGGGAAAAGUGAAUCAAGGUGAAUUUCCCACUGGACACGUGCCGUACAAUCGGAGCAACAGUCGGCCAGAGAAAGAAAAAACGGGCAUAAAAAAAACAGGAACGCCUCUUGCAAGACAGUCUCAUCUGGGCUUCGUGGAAAACGCCGCAGAGUUUGGGUUUCCGGUGUGCGUGCUACCUUCGCGACGCUGAAUGUAGGCGUCACGGAUCGGCAAGAAUUUCACCAAAUAAGCCCGCAACAAAACAAAAAUAUAUAAAAACAAAAUGAGAUCCAUACGAAGGACACCACCCCAUCAGCUGCUGCCGAGUGUCCUCGUGCUCCUGCCGCUGUUGCUACUGUUGCUCCUGGACAGCAGCCAUCUCGCGUACGGUCUCCGUUGUGACCGCUCGCCUGAAGGAUCCGGUGCCAACAAAUCCCCCGCCGACGGACGCUUUCGUCUGCGCAUCUCAGGCAACCCGGAGAAGUACGUGCCCGGCGAAUCGUACACCAUAAGUCUCGUCGGUAUCCGGUCGAUGCAGGUGCCCCAUAAGUUCUCUGGUUUCUUCCUAGCGGCUGAGCGCGACUUCUCGCUCGCUCGCGGUGAUCCAGCUCUAGCAGGUGUUCACAAUCUCGGAACUUUCCAGUUGGUGGGUGAUGCGCUGACCAAAUUCAGUGAGCGAUGUCCUAAUGCGGUCACGCAGACAAACUCGCUGCCGAAGAGCGAGAUUCAGGUGAACUGGGUUGCGCCACCAGCUGGUAGUGGUUGUAUUGCGAUUCGGGCGACUGUCGUCGAACACCGGGACGUGUGGUAUAUGGAUGAUGGACCGCUCAGUAAGAUCUUCUGCGAGGAUGAAGCCGAUUCGGUCGAUACACAACCAGCGGUACUGAAGGAGUGCUGCGCGUGUGAUGAAGCCAAGUAUGAGCUUACGUUCGAGGGACUGUGGUCGCGGCACACCCAUCCGAAGGACUUCCCUUCGAAUGGGUGGUUAACGAGGUUCAGUGACGUCAUUGGGGCGUCGCAUACGGUCGACUAUCGGUUCUGGGAGUACGGGCAGGUCGCGAGUGAGGGUCUUAAGCAGGUGGCUGAGCACGGUUCCACUCGGAUGCUGGAGAGUGAGCUCAAAAAUCAGAGCGACAAGAUCCGCACCAUUAUCAAGGCGCGUGGUAUCUCGUACCCGAACGUGACUGGCAAAACGUUUGCGGUGUUCCGUGUCGACUCGAACCACCACCUGGUGUCGAUCGUGUCGAUGUUGGAUCCCUCACCGGACUGGAUUGUCGGUGUAUCGGGGCUUGAACUGUGUUUGACGAACUGCUCGUGGAUCGAGAACAAGAUCCUGAACCUGUACCCGUGGGAUGCCGGAACUGACAGUGGCCCGACUUACAUCUCUCCCGACCAACCGACUAACCCCCCGGAGGUCAUCCGGCGUAUCAAAUCGAACUACCCGAACGAUCCCCGGUCACCUUUCUACGACUCAGCGGGAGCUGAGAUGAAACCACUCGCGAGGAUCUACCUGUCACGCCAGCGUCUGUACGAGAAGAACUGUGACGCGGACAACGAAGAAGAGACCGAAUCGAAGCAGGCUUGCGAGACAGACCCGUGGUCUGAUUGGACCGACUGCAGCUCACGCUGUGGCAAAGGCAAACAAACGCGCCGACGGACGUUCAAGCACCCAGCUAAGGCGAAGCAGGCCGAAUGCAAGAAGAAGCUGUUCGAUCGACGACCGUGUGUCGGCACUGAUCGUGACUGUGACUACAACAGCCAAGAGAUUGAGGAUGCGUUCCUGAGCGAUCCGGAGUGUGAGGUGACCGAAUGGGGCCCGUGGAGUGAGUGUAGUUCACCGUGCGGCAAAGGCAACCGGACGCGAUCUCGCAAGUACAAGAAGAAGGGUGCUCGGAAGAAGUGUGAGAGGUUGCCAAGUCCGCCUCUGCUCCAGCAGACUGUACCAUGCGACGAAGACUGCGGCGGUGACAUCUCGCAGCCUGUGCUGAGCUCGGAUAUCAAUCCCAAGUGCAAGAUGACGCAGUGGUCCGAAUGGAGCCCGUGCAGUGUGACAUGUGGGUUAGGCCGGAAGAUGCGUACUCGCAUGCCUAUUAACAAGAACAUGAAGGUGCACCAUAAGGGCUUCAUGCGGCAUUAUGGUCAAUCGGUGCAUCUGGAUCAGGACGAUGACAGCGAUGAAGAGGACGGUGGUGAUGAUAAUGGGUUGCACAUCACUGACCAAAAUGAUCCCUGUUAUGGUGUAGAGACAGUCGAGGAGGUCACCUGUGGACACGAUCUACCACCCUGCGAUGGAUUGUACGGAGUUCCAGAACUGUGUUUCUUGCAACCGAAACCGGGCAACUGCCGCGACUCGUUGACCCGUUGGUACUUUGACAGUGAUAAGAACGACUGCUCGAUCCUGUUCUUCACCGGGUGUGGAGGCAAUAACAACAACUUUAUGUCCCGCGAGGACUGCCUCGAUUCCUGCAGCAAAGACCGCAAGUUCACCAACAUUCCGAUACGGGAUCAGAUCAGCACGAACGGUUUCAGCGCGUCCGAUUAUGGCGUGGACCUGAAGCAGGACUGCAAGACGUCACACUGGAGGCGUAGCCCGUGUAACGCUACCUGCGGUGCGGGAUUCCGCGUCAAGAGCCGCACGAUUCUGGUGCACCCAUCGGAUGGUGGCCAACGAUGCCCGCGGAGACUCCGUAAGGUCGAGCGGUGCUUUUCGCAUUGUGACUCUUCCCGGCACGACACGAACCCAUCCUGGGGUCCAAGCACGCGCCACGCACUGGAACCGGUCGAGUGCGAGUACUCAGCCUGGUCGGCGUGGUCCCCGUGCAGCAAAACCUGCGGCGACUACGCGGUCCAGCAGCGCACCCGGUACGUGCUCAAUCCCGAGAACACGCCGCAGUGCCCACACCGGCUCGAGGAGCGGAAAUGUGAUAUCAUGCCUUGCCUGUUGGGCAAAUAGACGACCGGGUGCUGUCGGGAAGCGUUUAGAUUUAUUUCUAGGGGCACAUUCACCCCGCCAUCACGCGCUCGCGCCAGAGAAGGACAUCGGGGUUGGACCUGAGCCUUCGUUUUUAGCGUAUGCUUUUAUUUUCCCCAUAUACACAUCUCAUCGAUUGCAUCGAUAUUUUACGUACCGAUACACGGAGCAUACACGGUUUUUAUUUUCUGCUCUCUCUCUCUCUCUCUCUCUCGCUCAAACACACCGGUCCGGUCGCGUGGGUUUUUUUUGUGUCCGAUCCCAAAUCCGACAUUGAUGAAUGAAUGCCCAGCUGCGCCGGCUUUUAGGUGUUUUUUGGAGUGAGGACGUGAUGGGAAAAGUUGAAGAUAGCGCCACAUCUAGCACCUUCCACAACCACCCACGAAUUAAAAAAAAACACACACAACAUAUAUCGUGUUUUCUGUACCCGUUCGAUGUGGUGCAUUAGUUUAUAGCAUUUGUGAGGGGUUAUAAGGGUGAAGUAAAAAAACGCCCUUAAUCCCUAGAAACCGACCCGGAGUGAUGCACGUCCUACACCGUGAGUUGAAACGCACGUAUACUUGCGCGUUAGACACACACAGCCGAUCUGCAUGCAGGAAGGCGUAGCGUGUGUUGCAGCAACACUCUAGCAACUAGUAGAGGACAUCGCAAAUCACGAUCCUGGACGAUGAUUGCACUUGCAUUACUGCAGUGGUGCAUUUGGAAGGUGGUGUAGACGAGCGAGCCCCAUGUAUGUAUGUCUGAUAAUAAGCGUAUGUGGUAGCAAACGGAGCAAAACGGAAAAGAGAGAGAGAGAGAAACUGAGGUAGAACGGUGCGCCCGGCAAGUAUGCAAUCGGAUGACACAUUAAUAAAUGCAGACAUCAUGUAUCCUUCUACUAAUAAGAACAAAUAAAUUGGAGUACACGUAGUAAU
Messenger RNA from Anopheles nili, 3942 nucleotides. RefSeq names its product spondin-1-like. Gene Ontology annotation, molecular function: serine-type endopeptidase inhibitor activity. Lineage: Eukaryota; Metazoa; Arthropoda; Insecta; Diptera; Culicidae. The transcript has 8 exons. The record is from RefSeq and is a predicted model, not a curated record. Gene Ontology annotation, biological process: cell adhesion. The coding region runs from base 341 to 3010 and encodes 889 amino acids. Gene Ontology annotation, cellular component: extracellular matrix.